AAAAAAAUCUGCCGUCCUGGGUAAAAUACGCUUAAUAAUUUCAUUUGAAAAUGGAUGCAUUUUUCGGCAGUUGGACAGUGGUCGCUAGGGAAAAUAUCAAUGAAUACAUGGAAGCACUCGGCAUGCCACCUGCGAUGAGAGAGUAUUUGUGGAACAUGAAGUCAGGGGUUAUAUUUUCACAAGAUGGAGAUGAUAUAAUCAUGAAAAUUAAAAUGUACGAGGCCAGCAACAGAUGUUUCACACUCACAUUCAAACUGGGUCAGGAAUUCGACGAAAGCACCUUAGACUUCAGAGUCUGCAAAUCUGUUUGGAACUUGGAAGGAGGUAAACUUGUACAUCUGCAGAAGUGGGAUGAUAAAGAGAACACAUCCAUUUAUGAAAUCCAGGACGGGAAACUGAUUUUAACUUUAAAAUUUGGGGAUAUUGUAUCUGUGUGCACUUAUGAGAGGAUCUAAUGACCUACCAGAAGGAGGAACGACAUCUAUGAAGAUGAAGCUAAAAAUUAAUUAUUCAUCCAUAUGUCCUGACACUUGGGCUGGAAACAGUUAAUGAAAAUCUGCAAAAUCUAAAUUCAAUAAAGA
Molecule: messenger RNA, 581 nt
Organism: Hemibagrus wyckioides
Lineage: Eukaryota; Metazoa; Chordata; Actinopteri; Siluriformes; Bagridae
Product: fatty acid-binding protein, brain-like
Exons: 4
Coding region: 51-455 (134 amino acids)
Biological process (GO): fatty acid transport
Cellular component (GO): cytosol; nucleus
Molecular function (GO): fatty acid binding
Source: RefSeq, a predicted model, not a curated record